CAGCUGCACCUAGAUGUGGGGCAGCGCGACUUCUACUCGUACCGCUGCCCUACCUGCGGCAUGGUGUAUGCCCGCGGGACAGAGGCAGCAGACGAGCAGCUACACUCCACGUUUCACGCCAACGCCGCCCACGGCCUGCGCUACCAAGGCUGGCAGGGCGAGCGGGUGGCGGCGGUUGAUGGUAGUCGCGGACGGGUGCUGCUGUUCAGCAGCGCAGACCUGGGCCGCGGCCGCAAGCCGUUGCAGGAGCUGUGCAGGUUCCUGGAGGAGCAGAUGGGGCUGCCACCAGGUUGGCUGCUGCGCGUGCCGCUCACGCUCCUGCUGUACGUCUCGUCGGCACGACGCAUCCGGGCUUGCGUUGCAGCAGAGCCCAUCAGAGAAGCCUUCCAUGUGCACCCCCGAAUGCCCACUGGCAUGGAGCAUGGCAUGCACAGUUGCCGCUCAGCAGCACCAGUGCGCGUUGUGUGCGGCGUACGGCUGAUGUGGGUGUCACUGGAUGCGCGGCGACAGGGGCUGGCCACACGGCUGCUAGACUGUUGUCGCUGCCAGUUUAUGCCUGGCUAUGUGCUCCCGCGGCAUGAGCUGGCAUUCAGGUGGGUAGAGAUGGGUGGAUGCGACAGCUUUCCGGUGGGUCGCAUGCCGCAAUGCGGCAUGUGGAGCUGA
Molecule: messenger RNA, 663 nt
Organism: Chlorella variabilis
Lineage: Eukaryota; Viridiplantae; Chlorophyta; Trebouxiophyceae; Chlorellales; Chlorellaceae
Exons: 4
Biological process (GO): mitotic sister chromatid cohesion
Cellular component (GO): nucleus; chromatin
Molecular function (GO): protein-lysine-acetyltransferase activity
Source: RefSeq, a predicted model, not a curated record